ACUGUGGUCUAUGCAAGUCCAAAUCAUACUUCUAGGGCCUCUCUCUGGUCUUAUUUUGAUAACCUUGCUGCUACUAAUGAUAUGCCGUGGAUGCUAAUUGGUGAUUUCAAUGAAUUGGUUUCUAGUGCGGAUAAGAAUGGUGGCUCUUUUACUGGAAAGUUUGGAGGUCUCAGAAAUUGGAUCAAUAGAAAUGCCAUGAUUGACAUGGGAUUCCAAGGCUCCUGUUUCACAUGGAGUAAUAACAGGGUGAAGGAAAGAUUGGAUAGGGGCUUCUGCAAUUGUUCUUGGAGAUCCUUGUUUGAUGAUGCUUUUAUCCGACAUCUUCCUAAAACCAGGUCUGAUCAUUGCCCCAUUGUUUUGCAGCUUUGUUCCAAUAAUUCUGUUAAUAGGAGAGCCGCUCCUUUUCGUUUCCAGGCCAUGUGGUUUUCACAUGCUAAUUAUAAUGAUUUUGUCUCCUCCACUUGGAACUCUUUGUCUGGUAACUUUUCUACUAGAGUCCAAAAUCUCUCUAUUGCUUUUGCUAAAUGGAAUAAAGAGGUCUUUGGGCACCUUUUUCAAAAAAAGAAAAAUAUCCUUGCGAGGAUUGGUGGCAUACAGAAAGCUAAGGACAGGCAUGAAAAUCUUUUCUUACUUAAACUUGAAGCUGAUUUGAUCCAGGAGUAUGAAUCCAUCCUUAACCAAGAAAAUUUGUUUUGGAGACAAAAAUUUCGUGAUAAGUGGCUGCAGGGGGGUGAUAGAAACACUAGGUUCUUCCACUUAACAACUCUUGUUCGUAGAAGAAGAAAUAAAAUUGAAGGAUUGUAUGACUCUAAUGGAAACUGGUACACUGAUUCUGAAUCCAUGAAAAGAAUUGCUGUUGAUUUCUUUACUAAUCUUUUCUCUCUGCAAAGUGUUGAAGAUAUCAGAUUUACCAUACCUUGGUUGUUUCCUAACAUUGAUCAGUUGAGUAUGGAAAGUCUAUGCAGGCCUAUUACUCUACUUGAGGCUAAGAACUCUCUCUUUGCUAUUGGAGGCCUUAAAGCACCGGGUUAUGAUGGUUUUCCUGCCAUUUUUUACCAACAUCAUUGGCAGCUAUACUCAUGUGAGAUUUUCAGAGUGGUUAUUGAUGCUUUUAACUCUGGCAUCAUACCUCCUGGUCUUAAUCAUACUGUGAUUUCCCUCAUUCCUAAGGUUGAUGGUCCACAACACAUGGCCAAUUUCAGACCAAUCAGUUUGUGCUCAACUAUUUAUAAAGUUAUCUCCAAAAUCAUUGUAGCUCGUAUUAGACCUCUCAUGCAGCAGCUAAUCAGCCCCAAUCAGGUCAGUUAUGUCCCUGGUAGAAAUAUAUCUGAUAAUGUCAUGAUUGCUCAAGAAAUGCUUUUUAAAUUCAAAAAGUCUUGUGGUGGCUUGGGCUUCUUUGCAUGGAAGGUUGAUCUCUCCAAAGCCUAUGAUAGAUUAAGUUGGCAGUUUAUUGAAAUGGUUUUGUAUGAAGCUCAGUUUCCUCAUUCCUUGGUCAAACUAAUUAUGAGCUGCAUUACCUCAACUAGCUUCCAAAUUUGCUUUAAUGGUGAAUUAACUAGCUCUUUCCAUGCUCAAAGGGGUAUCAGACAGGGUGACCCACUUUCACCUUAUAUAUUUGUUCUUUGCAUGGAAAAAUUAUCCCACCUUAUCCAUUCUACUGUUGACGUUGGACUUUGGAGGCCUGUGAGGGCAUCUCAAUCUGGACCUAAAGUUUCUCAUCUUUUCUUUGCUGAUGACCUCAUGCUUUUUGCUGAAGCUUCUCCCAAUCAGGCUGCUGCUCUUAAAAAUUGCCUUGAUAUUUUUUGCUCUCUUUCUGGUCAAGCCGUCAGCUAUGAGAAAUCUCUCAUUUACUGCUCUCCUAAUACUUGUAAGUCAAUUGCUUCUGCUAUUAGUAGAACGUGUGGCUCUCCGUUGACAAAUGACCUUGGAAAGUAUCUUGGGAUGCCUCUUAUCCAUUCCAGGGUGAAUAAGCAUACUUAUAAUGGGAUUUUUGAUAAAGUUCAGAACAGACUCUCUAGCUGGAAAAGUAAGGCCCUGAGCAUGGCUGGCAGACUAACUCUGGUGAACUCUGUCACUUCUUCUAUUCCAAUUUAUACUAUGCAGACUGCUAAGCUCCCCAUGAGCCUUUGUGAUAAGCUUGACAAGCUGAAUAGAGAUUUCAUAUGGGGAGACACUACUGACAGGAAGAAAAUUCACUUGGUUAGCUGGGAUGUGGUGUGCCAACCAAAGCAACUUGGUGGAUUAGGCAUCAAAAAGACUGAGGUUAUGAAUCAAGCCAUGCUUGCUAAGGCAAGCUGGAGAUUGUUCAUAAAUGACUCUGGCCUAUGGGCUAACAUCUACUCCAAAAAAUAUCUGAAGGACUGCAGCUUGUUGGAUGAAAAUUAUUUACCUCCUUCUGAUUGCUCUAGCACUUGGAGAAGUAUUGUUCAUGGAGCUUCCUUGUUGAAAAAGAAUCUUAAAUGGCGUGUUGGUGACGGUAAAACCAUUAAAUUCUGGUCUGAUAGUUGGAUUCUACCCAAUGCCCUCAUCAACUUUGCUCUUCCUUCUGCCCACAUUAACCCAAAUGCCACUAUUUGUGAUUUCUGGAAUGAUACUGGCUGGGAUCUUGAUCUCCUCUCCUCUGUUGUGCCAAAUGAGAUUAUCAGCCUCAUUAUUAAUGUUCCUACUGGUUUUGAGGGUUGUGGAGAUGAUACUUUAAUAUGGGGUGCUACUUCAAAUGGCUGCUUUACUGUGAAAUCUGCUUACAGUUCUACUUUUGACUUCUCUGUGCAGAAUCCUCAAUGGAAAACUUUAUGGAAGCUGAACUGUCCUCCCAAGCUUAUGACUUUUAUUUGGACUGUUUUUCACAGGAAACUGCUUACUAAUAUGCAACGAGUCAGAAGAGGUCUCACUACUUGUGCUACUUGCCCAUUAUGUUUAAGUGCAGAUGAAUCUCUCAUCCACCUAUUUAGGGACUGUCCCAGGUCUAGUGCUAUUUGGAGGUCUAUGCUUAAACCUGGUACCAUUCUUAAUUCCUUUUCUCUUGAUUGGAAUGGGUGGAUUGCUGCCCAACUCCACUGUCACACCAAGGUUCAUAACAAUAUUUCAUGGUGCAAUUUGUUUGUCUUUGUGUGUUGGUACAUCUGGAAAUGGAGAAAUAAGCAAAUCUUUGAUCCUGCCUUUACCAUGCCUAUUUAUCCUUUGAAAGUCAUUCUUGAUUAUGCUGAUGAGUGGAUGGGAGCCCAAAUUAAGGCCAAAGUUACUGAUAUGUAUAGCUACUCUAUGCUCUGCUGGUUAAAGCCUUCGGAGAAUUCCUACAAGCUGAAUAUUGAUGGUACCAGAGUUUCUCCUUCUGGUAAGAUUGGUGCUGGUGGGGUCAUUAGGGAUCACCUUGGUUUAUGGAUUACUGGCUUUCAAAUUAAUCUUGGUUCUGGUGAUAUUCUAGAGGCUGAAGCCUGGGGCCUCUAUUAUGGUCUCAAAUUGGCUACUAAGCAUCAUUCUAUUAACUUGGUGGUUGAAUCUGAUUCUGCCAUUUUGGUCCAGUUGAUGCUAAUGCCUGAUCUCUCCCUCCAUCCUCUGGGAUCCUUACUCAAUGGAUGUAAGCUGCUUAUGUCUAAUUUGAACAAUGCUCAGCUCACCCAUGUGUUCCGGGAAUGCAACAUGCUUGCUGAUGCAUUAGCAAAGAAUAGCAUCAAUCAUGAUCUGAGCAUCAUCACUUUUGAAAGUCCCCCUAUCCAUGCUGCUCAGGCAUACUUAGAAGAUAUUGCUGCUGUGUCUAGAGUCAGAAGAUCUGGCAUGUGCUAUCACACUUAGUUGUUCUUUUUCUUUUGUUUGGGUCUUUUUGACCCCGCUUGUAACCAAAAAAAAAAAAAGAUCUUAUCAUUCAUCCUGAAAUAAGUAAAUGAUCUUACAACUUCCGCCUGUGAAUGGUAACAGUUGUCAUGUAUUUGCCAUAAACUAACCUGCAAUGUAAAAAACCAGAGCAGUAAAUAUUAAUAGUGGGAAAUUCUACAGUACUGGGGUGUAUCCCAUACUGUUUGUUUGAUGAAUAUUUGUGACCGUCAGAUCCACAAUAUAUCCAAUGGUCGUGGAUAUUCGAAUCAAGUUAACCUAUUUAGCCGGUAACUGGUUCAUAUGAUAUGCCACCACGACUCUCUCUCUCUCUCUCUCUCUCUCUCUUUGCGUGACUCUGCCUCCCCACUGCUCAUCCAGUCGUCUUCAGCCUCCAGCCCACGGGUUCUCUCUGUGCGGCAAAGACCCUCUCCGUCUCAGCGUGUCUCCUCGAUCGUUGAGGCGUCGAUGGUGACGAACUAACGGUGGUAACUCGGCUCUUACUUUUCAAUCGAUCUGUAUCACAUGAACAUCUCGACUACUUUCUGGGUUUUCAGUCGAAUAGCCUCGAAGUCUUGAACUUGGUUGCUCUCUUCCUCAAGCAGCAAAGCAGAUAGCCUGAAACAAGCUUGGUUAGUUGCUGAAAUCAAGCUUGGUUAGCUGGUUCUGAAAUUGGCAUUCAACAAUUUAUGUUCUUAAAUUGUUCUUUUGUUGCUGAUAUUGCUUGCUUUUAUGUUUUGGGGUUUACUUUCGAGUUUGUGAAGAGUAAAGAUUGAUUCUUUUCUCAUGUAAAUUGAGGGGAUUGAUGGGAGUUUGAAGAAAUGGGGUUUUUGUUGUCAGUUAAAACGGGCUGUGUGUCCUGCUGAACAAAGUUUGAGUCUUUUCUCAUGUAAAUUGAGAGCCCUGAAGGGAAUUUGAAGACAUAGAACAGUGGAUGGUAAAGCUUCAAACUGUUAUUUGGUUGGAGGGCAAUAUCGACAGAAUGAAUCCUCUGCAGAUUUCAACUACUCCACAGGAUUAUGGGCACUAAUUACGGAUUUAGAGUGCUCAUGAUUUGACUAUGUUUGUAAAAACUCAAGAGGAAUUUGAUGAAGACAGGGUCAGUAAAAUGCCAGAUGAUGUUCUCUGCUUUCAGGUCAGCUGUUCUGUACAUAUUCUUAAACACCAUUGUGGAGAGGAGACCUCAUGUAUUCCAAAAGAUGAAGAACCUAGCUGUGAUCGCGUGCACGUGUAACAUCUUCUGCUUGUAUCUCAAGGUCCUAGGACGUCCUGCUGAGUAUCAAGUUCUAAUCAUUGGUAGUCACGACUUUAAUGCUUUGGCUAUCGAAGUCAUCACUGAAGUGAACGAACUGAACAAAGAAAUGAUAUAUCGUCAUUGUGUGCUGGUGGAUGAUGCAUGGCCUGUGGUUAGUACCGUUGAUCUUGAUUUGAUUGUGGUAGAAUUUGGGAUUGUCGUAAAUAUGGGGCUUAAGGAAUUUCAGGAUAUUUUAAGAAGAUGGAGGCGAGAAUUGGCAUUUAGAGGGGCCAUUUUUAAAAGUCCUCCGAACAUUUCUUUGGUAUCCAGGAUUGGGAGAUCUCAUGUAUGUGUAUGACAAUUGUAAAUAAAGUUGCUGACAGUUUAUCAAAGCAAAGUCUGGUAAUGGACUAUGGUGUUGUCUACAUGAACUUCCCUUCUGCGCAUUUUACUGGAAUUUAGCUUGAAGCUUUAAUAGGCUUGUGCCUGAUUGUAGCUUGCUUUAAUUUGCUUUCUUCUGGGCCUACAUGGGUGGCCAAAACUGAUUCUAAUUCUGCUUCUGAAACAUGAGGUUUAGAACCAAAAGCAGUGGUUAACUUCUUGGUACGAGGAAAAUGUUAUUUUCUUGUAUGUUCUAUAACAACCAAACUCAGUGGUUAACUUUUUGGUAUGUGAAUAUUGUGUUUCUUUUCUUUUA
This is a messenger RNA of Rosa chinensis, 5741 nucleotides long. RefSeq lists its product as uncharacterized. The transcript is spliced from 5 exons. The record is from RefSeq and is a predicted model, not a curated record. Bases 82 to 3792 code for a protein of 1236 amino acids. Gene Ontology annotation, molecular function: nucleic acid binding; RNA-DNA hybrid ribonuclease activity. NCBI's taxonomy places the organism in Eukaryota, Viridiplantae, Streptophyta, Magnoliopsida, Rosales, Rosaceae.